AUGGCUUUCAAUCUACCAUCUCAACAUCGCGCCCUUGUGCUCGAAAGCAUCGAGGCUGGCUUUCAGUUUAAAUCAGUUCCAACACCACACCCCAGCGAAGGCAGCGCCAUCGUUCGUAUCGAAGCGUCGGGAGCAUUGUCGUAUUUUCGUGAGAUUUAUAACGGGAUGCUCGGAUACUCGUUUCCUACACCAAUUGUGGGCGGUUACUGCGCGAUUGGCCGCAUCGUCGCACAUGGAUCAGAUGCAACGGUCUUGCAGCUCGGACAGCUCGUGUUUGUCGACUGCGUCAUUCGUGCACGCGAUGACCCGAGCGCUCUGUAUCUGUCGGCGAUCCAUGACGGAGGCAGUGAAGCUAGCAAGAAACUGAUGAGAGAAGUCUGGCGUGACGGAACACUGGCUGAGUUUGUCAAGGUGCCGCUGGAAAAUUGUAUCCCACUUGAUGAGGCGAGGCUGUGUCAAGGUUUGGGCUAUUCUGUCCAGGACUUGAUGUAUCUUUCCUACCUCCUAGUACCGUUCGGCGGGCUACGGGACAUCAAGCUCGAACCCGGCGAGACAGUUGUUGUGUGUCCAGCAACUGGUGGUUUUGGUAGCGCAGGUGUAAUGGUUGCAAUUGCAAUGGGCGCUAGGGUGAUUGCUUUGAGCCGGAAUGAGACGAAGCUGGCCAAAUUGAAGGAACAUGUGAGGAGGGGAACACCUGGGGCAAAUAUAGAGACGGUGACGUUGACCGGAGAUGAGAGCGCUGACACUGCCGCAGUAGCAGCUUUUGGCAAGAUCGAUGCCAUAUUGGACCUUUCACCCCAUAGCGCUGCCAAAUCAACCCACUUGAAGAGCAUUGUGAAUACGCUUCGACCGAAUGGAAGAUGCAGUUUGAUGGGCAUGGUUGACGUUGCCAUACCAGCCUGGACGGUUGUUAGCCGCAACCUUUCAUUCCGUGGUAAGGUGAUGUACGAAAGAAAUGAUAUACUGCAGUUCAUCAACAUGCUAGAAAGAGGUAUGUUCCCAAGGGGGGAAAACUUUGUGACUACAAAGGCCUUUAGCUUGGAGAACUGGAAAGAAGGCUUUGCAACAGCAGCAGAGUACAUCGGUGUUGGCCAGAUGGUGGUUUUUACACCAUAA
Messenger RNA from Talaromyces rugulosus, 1116 nucleotides. RefSeq lists its product as uncharacterized. The transcript has a single exon. The record is from RefSeq and is a predicted model, not a curated record. Lineage: Eukaryota; Fungi; Ascomycota; Eurotiomycetes; Eurotiales; Trichocomaceae. Bases 1 to 1116 code for a protein of 371 amino acids.